AUGGCGAGAGAUUUUAGUGCUCUAGUUGGUGCUGCCCAUGUUGAUGAUCCAGGUGUGGCGUUGGAGGGCUCGGGUGGCCUACUUUUGCUCGUCAUGAUUAUCAUGUCUCUCUCAAUUAUAUCAAUGCUCAUUUUUGCUUGUGCUGGUGGUUUCUCGGAAAAACCUCCGCGAACUCGCAGCAACGGUUUUGCAGCCGGAGGCGCUGGCUGCUACACCGGAGGUGGGGGUGGGGAUUGUUGUGCUUGUGCUUGUGGUGGAGGUGGAGGUGGUUGUGGAAGUUUUGGUGGAGGUGGGGGUGGGAGUGUUUGUGGUGGAGGCGGGGGUGGGACUGCUUGUGGUGGAGGUGGUUGUUGA
Molecule: messenger RNA, 354 nt
Organism: Alnus glutinosa
Lineage: Eukaryota; Viridiplantae; Streptophyta; Magnoliopsida; Fagales; Betulaceae
Exons: 1
Coding region: 1-354 (117 amino acids)
Source: RefSeq, a predicted model, not a curated record